AAAUAUAGAUAUAGCCAUAUAGGUACAGAUAAUAGAGAUGGAUGCAAUGUUGUGUCUACCUGAACACUAGUACUUGUCUACUUGUGAUUAAGUGCAAACAGUGUAAUUGAAACCACGGACUCCACAAACAGCCACUUUUUCUUUUUCUUUUUUUCUGGUCAUCGCGCUGCGGGCACCUCUAAUUCAGUCAAUCAUCAUCGUAAUUGCCGAUCGCCAGUCAUGACAAGGACUUAAGAUCCAGCGCCGAUUGUGUUUCCAUUAUCGCCGUCGUUUUUGGGUACUUGAAAUGCAUGUAUAUUCUGACUAUAGCACAAAUAGUGAUGGGUAUAUUUAGGAGAUUAGCUGGGUUUCUAGGGUUUUCAAAAGACGACGGGCAUGCAGUUAGAGAUGACGAUAACAACGUAGCAUCUCACAAUAAUAAAGGAUUUACUGCCCCUGUUUCCAGAGAUGUACCUGGUCCUAUCCUUGUUCCUUGUAUUACUGGCGCUGGCGGCAUUCAGGGAUUGAGAUGGUAUGUCAAGCGUCUUAGAAUAGAUGAAGAUGGAGAUGUGGCAGAUGAGUUCCUAAAUGAGAUCCCAUCGGAUACACCUUCCAGUACAGAAGAGAAUCAAAGAAAAUUCCCCAGGUUUGAAUUGAAGUACAAUACAAGGCCUGCAAAGGUAACAAGCCAGGGACUCUCAGCAACAGGAAAAAUUAAAUAUCGUGUGGAAUAUCAAGGCAAAUUGGAGUGGAUUUGAAGACUUACUCUGGGCAGUCAUUGCAUUUGAGAUGGGGAAUUCAGUAACAUGACUGGAGCUACGCAUCUUGCUUGAUAUUUUUGCUUUAUUAUCAAGAAUAGUAUUGAUUGGGGAUUCAGUGUCCUGUGGGUUCUGAUUUGUGAGAAACUGAUGCAGGAAGCGAUGAAAUGUAAAACAGCGUGAUUUUUUCUCUUGAAACUUCCGGUAUACACAUGCUAUUGAACUUUCAAGAAUAUCACAUCUUGUAAGCUAUUCACUGUUACAUUGUAUGUAUUAAGAAAUAUAAGCAUGGGCAUAGAUGGCACAUCACCCAAGCACUUUUGUAGAGUUCCAUUUCCCUGUUCUAACCAUAAGACUACGACAUAGUGGUUCCACUGAAAUCUUGUUUUCUUUUUUGGAUA
Molecule: messenger RNA, 1138 nt
Organism: Capsicum annuum
Lineage: Eukaryota; Viridiplantae; Streptophyta; Magnoliopsida; Solanales; Solanaceae
Exons: 2
Coding region: 291-737 (148 amino acids)
Source: RefSeq, a predicted model, not a curated record